Molecule: messenger RNA, 516 nt
Organism: Pseudozyma flocculosa PF-1
Lineage: Eukaryota; Fungi; Basidiomycota; Ustilaginomycetes; Ustilaginales; Ustilaginaceae
Exons: 3
Coding region: 1-516 (171 amino acids)
Source: RefSeq, a predicted model, not a curated record
AUGCGGCAUCCCGGAACCAAAGUUCAGCGGAGCAUCAGGGGCACGACUAGCUUGGCCAAGGGGACGAGGGUCACACUGCUUCGAGGAACCACGCAUCGCCAGUACCUUCUCUCAACCCUUUGCAAGCUCAUGAAUCCCACCAUGAAGAGCUGGCUUGCCGUCGUCGUCGUCGCCGUCCUAGCCUCUUCUGUCGCCGUCAGCGUCGACGCUCUGCCCGCCACCACCUAUGCGGAUGGCCCGACGGCCGAUCCGCAGGCGCUCGUCAAGCAUGUCGAUGAGCUAGUCGACCAGCGCACAGACCCUGACAAUCAGGCCGUGGUCUGCGACAACCAGCCGUUCAAGCUCGAGAUCCCGCGCAAGAAGGUGGACUUGCCUUCGUGGUCUGGCUACACGUGCAUUUACGUCUUUGGCGCGGGCCAGGUCUACACUCAUCUGGGCUCGAUGAAGACCGGCACGGUGUGGAUCCGCGUCGACGACACGGCCUGCAGCACGGACGGACGCAACAUCUAUUGCUAG